Penaeus monodon (black tiger shrimp) is the source of this 703-nucleotide messenger RNA. Its product is annotated as E3 ubiquitin-protein ligase DTX1-like. Lineage: Eukaryota; Metazoa; Arthropoda; Malacostraca; Decapoda; Penaeidae. The record is from RefSeq and is a predicted model, not a curated record.
GCUUGGCCCGCGCGGCCUCCCGACGCAGCACCGGACGUACCCCGACAGCCCCUUCGGAUCGCAGGAGUCCCUCGAGAGUGGAGACAGCGACGCCUACCCGACACAGGCGCAAAGGGCGGGCCUCGCGAGGGGCUUCCCCUUCGGCGGCCCGCGUGACGGCGGCGACGCCUCGGACGAAGGGUGGGGCCGCGCGGAGGAGCAGGGGGCCGUUCCCAGGAGGCGAUUCCCUGCGGGAGGAGACGCGCGCGAGGCUGUCGCAGCUGCAGGAUGACCGCCGCAGCAGGAUGUCCGAGGCGCAGCCUGGUCCCCCGCCUCCCGGCCCGGGCAGGGCGCCCAGGACCCUCGCCUCCCGCCCCGCCUCGGCCAGCCACAGGCCCUGCCGCUGCCGAACGCCCUCGGCCGGCCCCAAGGACCCGUACAGGUGCCCCUACUGUACGCCCAUCCAGAACUCGAGCUUCGGCCACGCGAAGGACGCCCUGAGGAAGUCGGAGAAGAGGGAGGGGCCCCGAGUGGCGGCCUGCGGCUCCAACCUCACCCGGAGCGCCAUCCUGACCGGCGUCAAGGCCGAGCAGAAGAGGGUCAUCUACAAGCCCAGCGCCUCCACCGUCGUCAUCGAAAAGCACCUCAAGAACUGAUGUUAGACACGCCGUUCGAGAUAUGGAAAUCAACCAAAAACAAAUGAAUAAAGUAGUAGAUACGUAAA